Homalodisca vitripennis (glassy-winged sharpshooter) is the source of this 1278-nucleotide messenger RNA. Its product is annotated as CLIP domain-containing serine protease 2-like. The coding region runs from base 86 to 1030 and encodes 314 amino acids. The record is from RefSeq and is a predicted model, not a curated record. The transcript is spliced from 6 exons. Gene Ontology annotation, molecular function: serine-type endopeptidase activity. Gene Ontology annotation, biological process: proteolysis. NCBI's taxonomy places the organism in Eukaryota, Metazoa, Arthropoda, Insecta, Hemiptera, Cicadellidae.
AAGGAGAAAGCAGUAACGUUGUAUUACCUUGUUAAAACACAAUAAAAUCUUUAUGCUUCAAGGUUCAUUAACCAAUAAAACGUAAAUGCCAUUCUUUGGUCCAAUUAUGUUCGUAUUGUUGAUGUUCUUUCUUCUCAACGCGGGUUCAUACGCUCAAAAAGUAUUAGAAGAGUUUCGAUCACAUCCCAAGUGGAAACUGAUAGACCUUGGAGAGGAAUGCGGUUUCAGUUUCUCCGACAGAAUCAUAGGAGGAAAACAGGCUGCGUUGGGGCAAUACCCCUGGAUAGUUCGUCUUGGAUACGCAACCAAUGACGAAGGCAACGUAGUGGGUAUAUACGAAUGUGGAGGAGCCAUCAUAAGUCCAAGAUAUGUUCUCACUGCUGCCCACUGCAGUACAGAUCAUAUGAGGAAAAAUCUAUUAGAAGUCCGUAUAGGAGAGCACUACACAGAAUCUGACCCAGACUGUGUAGAUGGGGAAUGCGCCCCUAGAGUACAGGAUAUCGGUGUGGAGGAAGAAAGCUGUCAUCUCAAUUAUUUAGGGCAUGAGGAAUUUUCUAACGACAUAUGUCUCCUGCGCCUACAAGAGCCAAUUGUUUUCAGUGAUUUUGUCCAGCCAAUUUGCCUUCCGGUCUUCAACAAUAUAAUAGAGCACAAUUUCGAAGGAGAGUACUUGGAAGUUGCUGGAUGGGGACACUUCAGCAUGGGAACAGAGAGUAUAUUCGGCAGCCAUACACUGCUAACGGUGUCAGUUCCUGUCCAAUCCAACGUGUUUUGUACCGAGAAGUACAGAGGUCAUACAGAGAUCUUCUCCACGCAGAUGUGUGCAGGGGGUGAGCCGGGAAAGGAUUCUUGCAGCGGGGACUCUGGGGGUCCACUCAUGAAGCCCUUCUCCAUCAACACCUCCACGAGGUAUUUCCUCAUCGGCAUCGUCUCCGUUGGGCCCAAGAAAUGUGGUGUAGACCCAAUACCUGGCAUUUAUACAUCAGUCGCCAAAUACAUCACAUGGAUCCUUGAUAAUGUAUACGAAUAGUAGAAAAUCUCUUCAGUUGAAUGUAGCUCUACAGUUUUUGAUUUUUAUUAUUGUAUUUGCUUCCUGGAUUCAACCCUUGUAAUUUGGACUGUAAGACAUGCCUUCAUUCUGCAGCGUGUUUCAAGAGAAUGUGUACAAAAUCAGUACAAGGAUAAUUAUGAUUUUUAGAAACUAAAUAUUGUUGAUCAAUAAGUAAAUUAUCUCUGUGAAUUUUUAAAGAAUAUAUUAAAGUUCUAUAUUAAUUCUGA